This is a messenger RNA of Helobdella robusta, 357 nucleotides long. RefSeq lists its product as hypothetical. Bases 1 to 357 code for a protein of 118 amino acids. The transcript has 3 exons. NCBI's taxonomy places the organism in Eukaryota, Metazoa, Annelida, Clitellata, Rhynchobdellida, Glossiphoniidae. The record is from RefSeq and is a predicted model, not a curated record.
AUGCCACACAUUCGAUCAGUGAACCACCACUACCGAUCCCACGGCCACCACACCCACCACAGCAGUCAUCUCCACAGCAUCCACAACAACAAUGUUCCCUACAAGAUACUUUCCACAUCGACCACAACAACGACAACAGCGGCACUACUACCACUACAGCAGCACGUAGAUGAUGAUAGUUAUGAAGAUGACCUCGAUGACGGGCCAACAUACCAGGAGCUGGCCAGUUCGACCCUGACCUACAUGGUUCCUUCCACAGACAGGCACCAACUCUUAAAUAACCCGCCCACCAAACAAAAUCCCAUGAUGUCCAUGGCGAACCUCAACUUUCAAAAACCACAUUACCAUGAUCAUUAA